Penicillium brasilianum is the source of this 4211-nucleotide messenger RNA. The record is from the annotation of a GenBank genome assembly. NCBI's taxonomy places the organism in Eukaryota, Fungi, Ascomycota, Eurotiomycetes, Eurotiales, Aspergillaceae.
UCAAUUGUCAAGUUGAUGUACUUACUUACGCAAAGAGAACUUCUUUCAGAGACCCUCCCAAGCAAUCAACACGUGUCCCUCCUCACGGGGCGGCGGUUGUAAUCCUCCAAGUGUUAUCUGCACGACGAUAACUGUUACCCCGCACACGGUAGGAUCUGUUCGGUGGAGACAAAGGGGACCCGAUAACCGUGGGAAUUCGGUGCCUAUCGGCCUUCUGGGCCCAAGGAGGGUGGCCCUCGAGGCGGAUGAUUUCGCAUGAAGCCGUCUGGUUCGUCGGAGUCUCUCCGAUUUCGCCACUUUCCUUUUUUUCUGCCGACCGAGCUCCAACUUGCGUCAUCUCGAUUUGUCGUGACUCCAAGAACAGCAUCGCAGCUUUAUUGCAUAAGUGGACAAUGCAAUGAGCACUUCGAAUGAUAAUUACACAAUCCACAAGGUUUCUCUCAAACGUACGCGUCAAGCAUGUGGUCCAUGUCGUCGCAAGAAAGCUCGCUGCCCGGGUGAGAAGCCCAUAUGUUCACUAUGCGAUAGGCUGGGCCAAAGGUGUACCUAUGGAUCCCAGGAAACGACUAGUCGCACCCGAGGCCGUACGACAUCCGCGAAUGAUGAAAACUUAAAUCUUGAUGGAUCAGUCGGGGGCGCCGAUCCGGAUGUUUCUUCUGCGUGGCGUGUCCAGCGUCUAGAACACAAGCUGGACGAAAUUUCAUCAUUGCUUCGGGAACGUCUUCCACCGAGCGAUACCUUGAUGGAAACUCUGAAUGGGGCUCUACCCACAGCUCUAGAGCAUAUUCAAACCCGGCCUGACGUGGGACUUAACCUGGGUGAAAUAGUAACGGUGGACGAUGAGUUGACAAGCUGCCCGCUAUCCCCUUCAUUUAUCCACGGUGAAGUCGAGGUUUAUCUCAAUAAAUUUCACGAUCAGCCCUACUGCGUGUUCGUCGAGCAAUGGCUUCGGGAAAAUGCGAGAUCUUUGCCAUUGGAAAUCGUCUUCGCUCUGGUCGGCCUUACCCGACGCCUUACGGUCAAUUCUCCUGGAAUGCCCAACCUGGAUACACCCACAGGAAAGUAUUGUACGGAGAGAGCUUGGAAAAUACUGUCAAAGCAAUACCAGCAGGGCAAGAAGGGCAUUUCAUUCCUACAGGCUACGUUUCUUGUCGCUCAGCUAGACUUUGCUGAUGGGAAUGCGCACCGCGGUUGUGCUUCGGUUGCUGUUGGUCUCCGAACAAUUCAGUCGUUUGGGUUCAACAAGGGCAAGACACUCUCCUCAUUCACCAAGACCGAGGCAGAGGCUAGAAGGCGAAUCACAUGGGCAUUUUUCAUGCUCGAUCGCACUUACAAUGCUUCGCGAAACUACUCGCUAUGCCUCUCUGAUAAUCAUUUUACGUUGUUUUUUCCUUCGGCCUCGGAAGAUUCCCCCGCGCUGGGUACGCUGCAUGAGAAAUCAAUGAAACAGGGGCAAAAGGUUGAUCAAGGCAUUGUCGCUUGCCUCCUCAGGCUAUACUCACUCUGGGGUAAAGCAACAGAAUGGGUAUUCGAGCCUCUUCCCACAAAUACUCUGCCCCCCUGGCGGACCGGCUCGGCUCUUGCGAUACUCGAAUCGGAGUGGAUGAUUUUCGAGACCCAAUUCGCAGAUGUCCAUCGCUACAUGAACGUUGACUUUAAACGACGAGCGCGGCAGGAUCCUCAAUCUCGGCCAUACCUGUCAACCUGGCUCUGUGUUCAAUUCUUGUUUCAUUCGAUCCAGUGUCUUCUUCACCAUCCCUUUGUGACUAUGAUCAAAUUGCGCCAUCUGAGUGAAAAUCUGUCGGCAACCUUUCUGCAGAAGUCCUUUGAAACAUCUUUGCUUCACUCUCGAUGGAUUGCAAGAUUUAUCAAGGAAAUGGCAGAGGUUGAUCUGCAUCUGUGUGACCCUUUCUUUGGAUAUCUGGCCGCAAUCGCUGCUACGAUUCAACUUGAGCACACUGGAAACAAGAAUCCGCAAAUUGCACUUUUGCUUAACAAUGAAUACCGAGUCCUUGUGAAUUUUAUCACAGAACUCUCCUCCCACUGGGAGAAUAUGGGCGUAUUGGCGCACCGAAUAAACGAAUUAGCGGCUCGCCAUAGCAAUUAUGGAUCUCUGUUCUAUAAUCAAGACGGCUUUUCAGGAGCCUUGUCCAGCAUGCCCACGCCUGCAAACCUGCCCAGAAUGUCAACGGAAGACGAGAAAUUGAUGUGGGACAUUCUAGAUUUUGCUUCUUCCUCUAGCCCCCUGGAAGCUACGGAGGCUAUUUCGACAGCACCGUCGAGGAAGAAAAGAAAAACAACAAAACUGCCGACGGGACGAUUCACGCGACAAAGAAAUCUCAGAGAACAAGGAGACAUGGAGAAUACACCUACUCCUGGCGUGCCCUCUCACGAAGAUCAUACCUUUAACGGAUUGAGCGGGCCAAUCGUGAGCGAUGAAUCUAUACAUGAUUGGCAAUUCCCCGAUCGAGGUGGGAGUAAUGGUCCUGGGUCAUUGGUACCCGAUAUACCUGAUUGGAUGAUCUUUGGAGACUUUAUGUCGGAACAUCUUUGAGUGUAAUGCUUCAAGAUAAUAUGUGUGCGCGGCACAUCGCCUGACGAUGAGUUGAACCGUGGCUGUGACUACGAAGCUGAAUCGGAAACUUCCUGGCCGUCCUUGUCAGUUUCAAUGGCGACUUUUGUAUCAUAUAAAACAUCUCAUUUCAUGACUGGCUGGUAUGUGGGCAUGCUACUUUUCUCAUUAGAUCUUGCUCUGUCUGACAGAAGCUGCUAAAGCAGAGUCGAAGGUGAUCCGCUCUUUGGAAGUCAACUCCCGGCGCUCGGGACCACCGCGACUCCCAUCGCCACCAAAGACUUCUCCCUGGAAACGCUCGCGGAAUUGCGUUGGGAACUUCCACUUGUUGAGAAGGUUCUGUGGAAGCUUACGCUCGAAGCUGCCCACGAUGUACUUUCCGAUCACUGGCAGGAAUUUGAAUGCGCUAGAGAGCGUGUUAGCACCGUCAUCCACUUGUAAUUCCGAAUGUUAUGUCAACGUACUGCCCACUUCCACCUGUUGCGAUGAAAAGAUUCUUGUGCUCAGGAUGGUAAUCCAGGAUGAAGUCACCGGUGGGUGUAUCAUUGUACCAGCAGAUUCCAGUUCUCUCGAAGCCGCGCGAUGCGAGAUGGGGGAAGAGAUCUUGGAGACCGGCUUCCAUCCUCUUCAAUCCCUCUGACGGGACAAAAUUGGCUCGUGCUGCAACGGAGUUGGUGGGAGGUGACGACACAUUCGCUUUCUCGUCAUUCCGAGUGUAUCCAAAGCCAUGAACGGCUACCUUCAAAAAGCCAGUGCCCCCGUGUGGCGGAAAGCAGAAGAACCCAGUUGAAAAAUUGAAAUAAAUAGGCAUCUUCUUCAGUUGGACGGCUUCUUCAGAAGUGAGUCGAAGAUAACCGACGAUCUGACCGGCUGCGAGCAUUGAGUUCCAUGCUGGUACCAAACUGGGAGUCCAUGCACCCGUAGCCACGAUGAACUUAUCACCUUCCACCCUGUUGCGAUCAGCUGUGCGAACACACUUGAUGCUGCCAUCGGCACUCUGCUCAAAUUCGGUGACGUGGCCAUUGGGACCAGUCAUGAAUGAUACCCCAGCAUGAAUACAGCGGGCAGCAAGACGAGCGAUAGCUUUGCCGGCAUCAGCCCAGCCGGCGUUAGUAUUGUAGAAUCCAUCAAAACCGGUCGUGGCCAAGCGUCCCGUGAGUUCAGGAAAGCGUUCCUUGGCUGACUCCACGCUCGUCACGGCAUGCCAUGGCUGUCCCAUUUCAGUCAGAACUUGCUUGGUCUUUGCGCUAUACGCUUGUGCUCGAGGCUGAACUGGUUGGUCGGCAGUACCCUCCUGGCAUACCCAGAGACAUGGCGUGGGGUAAAAUGCAUCAUUGAACUCUGCGGUCUUCCACAACUCGUACGCCUCUCUGGCGAUUUCUGCAUAGAUAGCAUCACCAUAGUCGAAUCGUAUGAUGCGAGAGAUAUCGUUACUCGAACCAUCCGGUACCGGUGGCAUAGAGCGAUCGAGGACGGUGACUGAAGUAUAACCCUCUUCCUUGAAUCGUAGAGCUGCUCCAAGUCCGAAGACGCCGGCUCCAAUGAUAACAAUUCGUUGAUUUUUGUCCAUUGUGAAUUUGAUGGAGGAACUUGAGCGAGGGAGAAUUCACCAAGAUAUCUUGCUAUCAACUUUAAGUAG